This is a messenger RNA of Exophiala xenobiotica, 1671 nucleotides long. RefSeq lists its product as uncharacterized. The transcript is spliced from 9 exons. Bases 1 to 1671 code for a protein of 556 amino acids. The record is from RefSeq and is a predicted model, not a curated record. Gene Ontology annotation, cellular component: membrane. Gene Ontology annotation, biological process: transmembrane transport. Gene Ontology annotation, molecular function: transmembrane transporter activity. NCBI's taxonomy places the organism in Eukaryota, Fungi, Ascomycota, Eurotiomycetes, Chaetothyriales, Herpotrichiellaceae.
AUGUUAGGGUUUACCUCCUUCAGCGAGACCAGGACAGCCGUGGAGGCUGAAGGCAUCUAUAUCGGGGGCUGGUCCAUCCGGCGCGCGAUGUGGCCAAAGACUGUGGACGGAAAACAUGACAGUAGCCAAGACCGGGUCGAGCAUGUUGCUGCUAUCCAGGACUGGGAUGCGGCCGAAGAAGCAGCCCUGGUCAGAAAGCUCGACUGUCGCGUUCUUUUGCCAUGCUGUAUCGUCUACUUCCUUGCUUACCUCGACCGCGCGAAUAUGGGCUUUGUCAACAUCAUGCAUGCGGGCACAGAAGAUAGUUUUGAGGAGAGCUUGCACCUGAAAGGUACAGAUUUCAACUGGGCCGUGUCAAUCACCUACUUCAUGGUGACUGUGCUACUCAUGCCUUCGAACCUUUUGAUGAAGCGAUAUGGCGCGAAAAAGUACUUCCCAGUGAUUAUGGUUCUUUUUGGCACCAUUGUCAUGACGAUAUCCGCCGUGAAGAAUGUCGAUGGUCUCCUGGCAGCUCGUUUCUUCCUCGGUAUUCCCGAAGCAGGUGUCGUGCCAACGACCAUCAUGUACUUCAGCUUCUGGUACAAGCCUACCGAACGAGCGUUGCGAAUAGGAAUUUUCCACGCAGCAAAUGCUCUUGCCUCUGGCGUUGGUGGCUUCCUCGCCGUGGGUAUUGACAAGCUUGAUGGAAGAGCCGGAUUGGAGAGUUGGCGUUGGCUCUUUAUUAUCGAGGGUCUCCUUCCAAUCGUCAUGGCUCUACCGGUGUACUUUCUGCUCUUGACAUUUCCAGAGACAUCGACAGCACUAUCAGACCGAGAACGUCACAUUGCCAUCAACAGGUUUGGUCGGGGCUCCACACGCAGUACCGACGUGACAUGGGAGUGGCGAGCCUUCUAUGCAGUCAUGAAACGCCCGUCUACGUAUGUUUUUUUCGUGUCGUACAUCUGCCUCCUGAUUGUCGCCGUGGCUCUUGGAACAUUCCUACCAACGAUUCUCAAAGUGUUUGCGAAAUUCUCAAGCACAAAAGCGAACGAGUAUACGUCUGCUGUCUACUUCGCUGCCAUUGUGUGCUAUGCCGUAUGGUCAUGGCACUCUGACUGGACCAGAGAGAGGAUCUGGCAUUAUAUCAUUCCAGCGCUUGGCGCCAUACCUUGUUUUGCAGUAUGGACCUAUGUGGGAGUCCAUCAGAGCUUCGGCAGUAUCAAGCCUAUUUCGCUCUACGGUCUUGCAUUCCUCGGAAAUCUUGUGUCGAUUGCACAACCGGCUGCUCUAAGCUACAGAAGCGCCACUCUCUACGGAGCAGCUGAACAGGCCGUGGGUGGUGCAAUUGCAAUUGCAUCUCUGUCGAUUGCCAGCAUUAUUGGCCCCCAAAUUUUUCCAAGUGCAGAUGCGCCAUGGUACGUUCCUGGCUUUUCUGCUGCUUGCUCGACUAUUGCUUUUACCAUCAUCUCGUUCGCUUCUCUGCCAGUCUGGCUGCUUUUGGAAGCGAAGUCUCGAAAGAAGAAGACUGACCAUGCAAUGCCUCUUCGGGCAAUGGAGGAUGCCGAGCAUGCUAUGGUUUCGGCAGCUGCCCUAGAGCGACUUCACGAGCAGAACACGAUGGAGAACAAAGUCGAUGUUGAGACUCCAAAGCACGUCGAAACAAUACCUAUGGAACCUUCGACCAAGCACUAG